GUCUGAACUUCCUCCCUACGGACACUCUGUGCUGCCUUCUCUCAACUUUUUCCAGCAGAAAGUUGGGAGCUCCUCAGAGCUGAGCAGCACCUGUAGUGUUGCCAUUUGCAGGGAGAGGCACCGGAGGACCCCAACAGCUCACCCUCCAUCAAAGGUUAUCAGGGAACUGGGAGCCUGGGCGGAGGUAGGGGAAGGCAGAGAGAAACAGUCCUUGUCUAGAUUUCCUAGUCUGUGCUUAACUCAGAACAGCUGGGUAUCUUUAGAGGCCCUUGGAGGGGUUCAGAGUUGUUGGGAAGAAACUAGCCAGGAACUGAAAAUUCAGGUAUGGGGGAGAAGCAGUAGAGCCAGAGUUCAGAGGUGAGAAGUGAGAGGGCACACUCUUGAUUGCCACACCCUGCCUUUUUCUCGGACCAAGGAAGGAGACAACAUAGGAGGGAGCAAGAGCACCACUCUGCCCUCACUCAGCAUUCUAGGAUGCUUGUGAGGUGCCAUGGUUCCCUGGCCUUCUGCUUCCUGCUUGUCCUGCUUGAAACUCCAGGUCUUGCGAGUGAAGAGACCCUGAUGAAACCAAAACUGAACAUUUUGGGAGAUCAAGUGGUGAUCCAGGCUGGUGGAGUAUUUGACAUUACUUGCAGAGGAUUGGCUGCCAUGACCUGGACCUGGGGCAUUGGACCUGCAGGGAGUCGGACCCGCAUCUUGGAAUAUCCCUGUUCUGAUAACCACCUUUUCACUUGUAACCAACUCACUAUCUUCCACACAGAAGCUGGUGACACUGGCUACUUCACAUGUAGUUACAAAGAUGUUGCUGACACCAAGGAUUCUAAUGGCAAGGCCAGUGUAUAUGUGUAUGUCAAAGAUGACAACCAGACCUUUGUGCAGGCCUACGACAAUAUACCUCUUGUUAUCACUGUGUUUACUGACACUGAAGAGAUACUUGUACCAUGCCGGGUCACUUCCCCUGAUGUUGAUGUUAAGCUUCAACUGUUGCACCCUGCCACAUUCACCUAUGCAAGCCAAAACUGGGACCCCAGGAAAGGCUUCACUGUGAUGCGGCCCUCUUAUCAGUUCUACAGUAGCAUGCUCCAAUGCAUUGCUGAAGUCAAUGGAAAGAUCCACAGGUCACUGUAUCUCCCACAGCGAUUGGAAAUAAAGAGAGGAAAUAUCUCUAUCAGAUAUAACCAGAAGAGGCUUUUGAUGGGAGACACCCUUUUCCUGCAGUGUGUGGCAGAGACCACAUUCAAUGGACGAAUCAAACUGGAUUGGGUAUUCAACCGGCAAGAUUCUAAGACAACACCCAGGUGUUGUGAAGUUAAAAGGAAUUUGUACCAAGGGUCCCCUGUGUACAAAAGCUAUAGUAAUUUGACCAUCUGGAAUAUAACCAUGGAAGACAAGGGUUUAUAUAUUUGCCAGGAAAAUAACAACACUGCCCUGCAAGCCAACAUUACCAUCACAGUAUACAAAAAAUCAUUCCUCAAUGUGAGAUGCAAAAGAAGGUGCAUUUAUGAGGUGACAGCUGGGCAAAGGAUGCUCAAAAUAGGAGUAAGAGUGGAUGCUUUCCCUCGCCCCAAUGUGACCUGGUUCAAAGAUGGAAAACCACUCCCAGUAAACCAUACCUUCCAGCUGGACACUCUAAACUACAGACUUAAAAUCCUGGAAGUUAAUGUAAAGUAUGCUGGAAACUACACUUUUGCCCUGAGCAAUACCAAGCAUGGCCUCUACAAAAACAUAACUGUACAACUGAUUGUCAAUGAAAAACCUAAGAUUUAUGAGAAGGAUACAGACUUGAAGACCAAUAAUGCAGUAUUCCUGGGAAGUGAGAACACCCUUCGCUGUACUGCAAGUGGCCUGCCUUCACCCUCCUUCAUGUGGGCCUGGGAGCCCUGUAGCCAGACAGAUGAAUUUUGUAGGGAACGGGGCAAACGUAUAUAUCUUUCCAAAGAGACUUUGAAAAGUGACCUCCCUUUGAGCAACAGGAUCCUUUCCAUUGAGGAAAUGGUAUUGACACAUGGAGAAAAGUCCAAGACCCUGAGCUCACUGACCAUACUGACCAGCAAUAUUUCUGGUAUAUAUUACUGCAUAGCUGUAAACAAGGUUGGCAUUGAUGAGAGAAGCAUACAGUUCUUUGUCUCAGAUGUGGCUGAUUUCAUGGAGGCAGAACCUCUAGUCUCAAUGAUUGAAGGCUAUGAUGCUCGGCUCCAAUGCAAAGCAGCUAAAUAUAUCUACAAUCAACUUGCUUGGUUCAGCCCCUUAGGCGAGAAGAUUCCUGUUAUAGACACUGAAAGCUUCAGAAGCAACUACUCCAUCUCAUUGACACUGGUGAUCAAGAAUGUGACUCAGCAGGAUAAAGGGCAGUACAAGUGCAAGGCUUGGGCACAGAAGAAUAUCACCAACAUGAUGCAGCUCAACACUCAGCUCUUUAUUAGAGAAAGGGUUGCCCCAUUCAUUAUUGAGAAUCUCACCAAUAUUGAGGUCAACCACAGUGGCAAGAUUUUGCUGGAUUGCAAAGUGGGUGGAAUACCAUGCCCUCAAAUCCACUGGUUGAAAAAUGGAAUUCCUGUUCUCCCUGCUUCAGGGAUCUUCUUUGAGAAUAACACACUAAUUAUUGAAAGAGCCAAAAAAGAAGAUGAGGGCCUGUAUCUGUGCAAAGCAACCAAUGAGUUGGGAGAAGUCCACACAACAGCUCUUAUCACCGUGGAGGGCUCUGAUGAAAAAUCCAAUAUUGAAAUCAUCAUUCUUGUUUGUACUGGCCUGACAGCUACCCUUUUCUGGCUUCUUCUGACCCUGAUCAUUCGCAAACUCAGAAAGCCCAGUGUUUCAGAAAUCAAAACAAGCUACCUUUCCAUCAUUGUGGAUCCUAGAGAAAUGCCCCUUGAUCAACAAUGUGACAGGCUUCCCUAUGAUGACAGCAAAUGGGAAUUUCCUCGGGACCGGUUACAGUUGGGCAAAAUCCUGGGCCAUGGUGCCUUUGGUAAAGUGAUAGAAGCUUGUGCCUUUGGCAUCGACAAAGCUUCAACCUGUAAAACAGUGGCAGUGAAGAUGCUAAAAGAUUGUGCAACAUCCAAUGAGUGCAAGGCUUUAAUGUCAGAGCUGAAGAUCCUCAUUCACAUUGGUCACCACCUCAAUGUGGUCAACUUACUGGGUGCCUGCACUAAGCCUGGAGGUCCUUUGAUGAUCAUAGUAGAAUUCUGCAAAUAUGGAAACCUAGCUAAUUUUCUGAGAGGGAAGAGAGGAGAUUUUAUUGCUUCCAAGUCCCAGCUCAAUAUGGGAAAAAAGGUGAAGACUAUUCAUGAUUCUGAUAGUGAUCUCACUCAGCUAACUAAGAAUCAUCUGCAGAAUGUGGCUAGCACAGGAAGUUCCAUCAGUUCUGGUUUUAUAGAAGACAAGAGUUACAGUGAAUCUGAUGAGGAGGAAGAAGCUAGCUGCUACCUUCUGGGGGCCACAACAACCCACCAUGUAGAUGACCUCUUCAAGCAUCCCCUUACCUUAGAGGACCUCAUCUGCUAUAGCUUCCAAGUAGCCAAAGGAAUGGAGUUCCUUGCUUCCAGAAAAUGCAUUCAUCGAGACUUGGCUGCUAGGAACAUCCUUCUAGCUGAUAACAAUGUUGUAAAGAUCUGUGACUUUGGUUUGGCCAGAGACAUCUACAAAGACCCUGACUAUGUCUGGAAAGGAGAUGCAAAACUCCCACUUAAGUGGAUGGCACCUGAAGCCAUUUUUGACAAGGUGUAUACAACCCAGAGUGAUGUGUGGUCCUUUGGAGUUCUGCUUUGGGAAAUUUUUUCUCUGGGUGCUUCACCAUACCCAGGAAUGCAAGUAGAUGAGGACUUCUGCCGUCAGCUUAAGGAGGGAACAAGAAUGAGAUCCCCUGAAUAUUCCACUCCUGAAAUCUACCAGACCAUGCUUGACUGCUGGCAUAGUGAUUACACAAAGAGGCCCAACUUCUCUGACUUAGUCAGGCAUCUUGGAGAUCUCCUUCAGGCCAAUGUUCAACAGGAUGGCAAAGAUUACAUACCACUUAGUGGCAAUGGUAGAAUUCCCACAUUUAGGAUGCUGGAUCCAAUGCAAGACACCUUAAGCAAUGAGAUCAUCCUGGAAAACAGCAGCAUUAAAUCCCAGAAGAAGCCACUAGUUGGGCUAUUUGAUGAGAUGGAGAUCUGCGAGGAACAGGAGGAUGCUGUGCUUGGGGAUACAGGAGACUAUGCAACUGUUCUUAAUUGGGAUAAAACCAAAAGCCAGAAGUGCCUGGAAACCCAUGCCUGGCCACAUGGCAUCACAGCCUUACUCCUGAGACCUCUCAGCAAGAACAAAGAUUCCCUUCUGAUGGAGACUGAGCUGGAUAUUUUGAAAUACCAUUCAGCCCCUAAGCUUGGACAAGAAGAUCAGAUGGAAGUAUCUUCUCUCCUGCCACUGGAUCCCACCCUUGAGUGCCACAGCCCACCUCCUGACUAUAACUUUGUGCUCCACUACAGCACUCUACCCAUGUAACUCACUAGCAGGAUUGUUCCUUUCUACUGUUUUUCACAUCACUCCCUUUUCCUCCUAAAAGUCAAUAAUUCUUUUCAUAUCUAUGUCAUUGUUACACUGUUACUAAAUUUUCAUGGAAGAAGUAAAAAAGAGAAAGUUCAAAAAAUA
Marmota monax (woodchuck) is the source of this 4629-nucleotide messenger RNA. RefSeq names its product vascular endothelial growth factor receptor kdr-like. Gene Ontology annotation, biological process: cell surface receptor protein tyrosine kinase signaling pathway; positive regulation of kinase activity; multicellular organism development. Gene Ontology annotation, molecular function: ATP binding; transmembrane receptor protein tyrosine kinase activity. NCBI's taxonomy places the organism in Eukaryota, Metazoa, Chordata, Mammalia, Rodentia, Sciuridae. Gene Ontology annotation, cellular component: signaling receptor complex. The transcript has 30 exons. The coding region runs from base 475 to 4482 and encodes 1335 amino acids. The record is from RefSeq and is a predicted model, not a curated record.